Thunnus maccoyii (southern bluefin tuna) is the source of this 2176-nucleotide messenger RNA. RefSeq names its product proteinase-activated receptor 2-like. Gene Ontology annotation, molecular function: thrombin-activated receptor activity. The coding region runs from base 116 to 1609 and encodes 497 amino acids. The transcript has 15 exons. The record is from RefSeq and is a predicted model, not a curated record. NCBI's taxonomy places the organism in Eukaryota, Metazoa, Chordata, Actinopteri, Scombriformes, Scombridae. Gene Ontology annotation, biological process: blood coagulation; phospholipase C-activating G protein-coupled receptor signaling pathway; thrombin-activated receptor signaling pathway. Gene Ontology annotation, cellular component: membrane.
UGACAUCAACUAGUGUCCAACUCAUCUAUUUGAAGAGGGGAUGGCACUUCAAACAGUGAAGCAGUAACACCAUCGGACAUUACAUUACAUUUUAUUUUAACACGCUCUUGCAGCCAUGACUUUAAAGACUCGAUGGUCUCACCUGUUUCUCCUUUUGUGUUGCGUCCAGACUUGUCUCUCUCAGUCAGGUCAAGGUCCAGUGGGUCCAGUAGGUCCACCAGAUCAAGGUCCAGUGGGUCCAGUGGGUCCACCAGAUCAAGGUCCAGUGGGUCCAGUAGGUCCACCAGGUCAUAGUCCAGUAGGUCCAGGAUGUCCACCAGGCCACCGUCCAGUAGGUCCACCAGAUGAAUAUGAAGAGGGCUACCAUCCAGUAGGUCCACCAGGUGAAUAUGAAGAGGGCUACCAUCCAGUAGGUCCACCAGGCCACCGUCCAGUAGGUCCACCAGGUGGAAAGCAAGGACGUGGAAAGCAAGGACGUGGAAAGCAAGGAGCUGCAGGCUACCCUGGUAUAGUGUGUGUCAACUCCCAAGCCGAAAAAAUCAUGAGAAGUGGAUGUCAAGGAAUCUGUAAAGGGAGCAGAUAUUCCGUGAGGGUCAGCUCCCAAACCAAAGAAAUCCUGAGCAGUCAUCUUACAACUGUCUUCCUCCCAAUCAUCUACAUCAUUGUGUUUGCUGUGGGGCUGCCCACCAACGCCAUGGCAAUAUGGAUAUUCCUCUUCAGGACCAAGAAAAAGCGCCCGUCGUCGAUCUACAUGGCAAACCUGGCUCUGGCUGAUUUGCUCUUUGUCAUCUGGGUCCCCCUGAAGAUAUCAUACCAUUUCAACGGCAACAACUGGAUCUACGGAGAAGGGCUGUGCAAAGUGCUGGUGGCGUUUUUCUACAGUAAUAUGUACUGUUCCAUCGCCUUUAUCACCUGCAUAAGUGUCCAGCGUUAUUGGGCGGUGGUCCACCCACUGUCCGAGCAGCAGAGGGACAACCGCAUACCUGUGUCCGUCUCCAUCACAAUCUGGGUGGUGGUCUGGCUUAUCACCAUCCCUCUCUACCUGUAUGACCAACAGGUCACAGUAACAAGCUAUGAUCUAGAAAUCCUUACCUGCCAUGAUGUCACCUUGCAAAGUCAGGCUGAAAUAGCAGCUGGCUACUUCCUGACAAUGGGAACUCUGGGAUUUGUUGUUCCCACUAUUGUGUGCAUCAUAUCCUACAUCCUCAUGCUCAAAGCUCUCAGGAACAGCAUGAAAAAUGUUGCCAUCACCAAGAAGCGACGGAAGGCUGUGGUCUUGAUCAUCACAGUGUUGGUUAUGUUUUUAGUGUGCUUCACCCCCAGUAACAUCAUGCUGCUGGUACACUAUAUCCUUCUGUUGGGCGGGGCCGACAACAGCCUUUACGGAUUUUACAUCGCCACCCUGUGCCUGGCUAGUCUCAACAGCUGCAUCGACCCUUUUGUUUACUACUUUAUCUCCAAGGACUUCAGGGAUCAUGUGAAGAACACGUUCCUCUGCAGGAGCGAGAGGACAGUGAAGAGAAUGAAGGUUUCCUUCAGGGCUCCGAAAAACUUACAAGAGCAACACACCACGCCUAAGUCAGGAAAAACACAGAGCACUGAAUGCUAGUGGAUUAAUCAUUAUUAAGCUGUUUUAUUCCUGAUCAUUAUCUCCCUUCAGAUAUCGUUUUUCGGUAACACUUAAUUUACAGGUCUCUUCAUUUGUAUAGUAAAAUAAAAUAAAGUGUUACCUUUUUUUCUUAUUCUACUGUAACUUCUUCCACCUCAGGUUUGGUUCAGUACAUGUAAGGAAAUUUAGGAGUCAUCUUUGUCAAUGACCUCCUGUUUUUGAGCUGUCUAAAUUACUGCUUAUAUUGUUUUUGUAAAUACAUUUAAUUGUUUUAAUAUCUUUGACAACAAACUUGUUUUAUGCAGUUUGCUUGAUGCAUUUUGCUUGAUUUCAGCAGGGUAUGAAUGAUUGCUUUUAUUCAGUUUUAAUGAAUCUCAUCUUUUAUUCCAUGUUGUAAUUUGAUGAAUUUUCUGUCAAUGUUUGAUGUGCCAGAAUUGAGACCCAAACCUAAAAUGUUCAAAAUUUAACAGGUUUUAUACUAUAGGAUAAAAGUUUUAUGUGUUUUUAAAGUAAUUAUUUUUGCUUGUACAUCUACAUUUUAGUUUGUCAAUAAAAGUAAUUGUCUAA